This is a messenger RNA of Sebastes umbrosus (honeycomb rockfish), 3737 nucleotides long. Its product is annotated as zf-DHHC domain-containing protein. Bases 67 to 993 code for a protein of 308 amino acids. The transcript has 9 exons. The record is from RefSeq and is a predicted model, not a curated record. Gene Ontology annotation, molecular function: palmitoyltransferase activity. NCBI's taxonomy places the organism in Eukaryota, Metazoa, Chordata, Actinopteri, Perciformes, Sebastidae.
GGUUUCGGUGUGACGUCACCAGGAAGUGUGUGUGUGACGCAGGAGGGGGGCGGAGCCCGACAGAAGAUGGCGUCGGUCCGCUGUAGGCGAGACCCCUGCGGCGUUAUCUGCCUGGUUCUAACGUAUUUCAGCGUGUUUUACGCGGACUACGUGGUCAUUCAGUAUGUCCUCAUCCCAGCCUACACGGACAGUGUGUGGUGUACUCUACACGGAUCAGUGUUCAACCUGAUUCUGCUGCUGCUGCUGGCCUGCCACUCCAAAGCCGUCUUCUCAGACCCGGGUAUGGUGCCUCUUCCUGAGACAGCCAUUGACUUCUCAGACCUUCGCUCCCAGUCGUCCCGGAUGAAUGAGCGGGGCUGUGAAGGCUGGACGGUGUGCAGUCGCUGUGAAACCUACAGACCUCCCAGAGCGCAUCACUGCCGCGUCUGUCAGAGGUGUAUACGCCGCAUGGACCAUCACUGUCCCUGGAUCAACAACUGUGUCGGAGAGCUGAACCAGAAGUAUUUCAUCCAGUUUCUCUUCUACACCGGCAUGGCCAGUCUGUACUCCAUGGGGCUGGUGGUGUCGGCGUGGGUGUGGCGGAUACGGAGCGAGAGGGAAGGCGACGCAGAGAAAGAAGCAGAGGAGACGCCCAGCAAGCACCUCAUAGUCGCUCACUACAUCAUCCUCCUGGUGGAGUCGGUGUUGUUUGGCGUGUUUGUCAUGGUCAUCUUCUACGAUCAGUUGGUCUCCAUAAUCACAGACGAGACUCCCAUCGAGCAGAUGAAGAACAGGCUGAUGAUCAAGGACAGAGCCUCUUCAUCUUCCUCCUCUUCCUCCUCCAACUCCUCUCAGUUGCCUCACCAUCCUCCACACACCCGCAAGCCCAAGCUCGCUCUGCUGCGGGAGGUUUUUGGAAGAGGUUCGGUCUUUUGCUGGCUUCUUCCUCUCCACUCCAGCCCUCCGUCGGUCGGCGGCAUCACCUACUCCGCCCUGCCCGACUACGACGUCUGACCUUCGACCUGCGAGCGGCGGACAGAGGGCGAGGAAAGGUUUUUGUGUGUGUGUGUGUGUGUGUGUGUGAGAGAAAGAGUGAAUUUUCUGCCUAACUAAGAUGUCUUAUCUUUAUCUUUGGACCUGAGAGCUGAAGAGGAAAGAGGCUGAGACCGGGAUGAAUGAAGAGAGAGAGAGAGUGUAUUAGAUGAAUGAACGAGUGUAUGAAGUGUGAGUGACUUUAUCCCCCAGGACCUAAAAGAGUUCAGCCUCAGACACCCAGACUCAUGAAUUUCCUUCCUGUCAUAUGAGGGAAGAGCUCCGACGGUCCCGAUCCGUAGUUUAACUACCAGCGUUCUAUGAUUGUUUAAUGGAAGAGUUGUGAACACUGGGGUUUGACUGAUGUGGGGUUAUAAACCCUGAUAUGCAUUUUAUUUUUACACCAAAAAGCUGCUGAUAUUGGAUGUAUAUUGGACAAAUUUCAUGCCCGCAAAUUGCAAACAUUCAGGGCCAGAUUUAAUAAGAAAAUGGGGCCAAACGUAGAGAUCCUUCAGAACAUUUUGCGGUUGAAGUCCACCUGAAAAAACUAUUAUUAAAAGACAGAUUUAGCGUUGCACUCCUUUAACAUUGUCGGACUCCAGCCAAAAAUUACGUUUUAUGGGAACGUAAUUUGGUAGGAGACAAGGCUGCGGACUCACGAUGGACAGUUUUUCAAAAAUAUGGAUCAGAAUUAAUCGGAGAUCUUUCUUGGCCCCUGCUCCAACCUUCCACCAAGUUUUACAGUAAUCGGGUCAGUAGUUUUUCCAUAAUCCUGCUGACAAACAGACAAACAAACCAAGCUGAAAACAUGACCUCCUUGGCGGAGUUAAUACGGAGAAAGGCACACCUUGCUAACACUUGCUAAAAUGCAGCAGAAUGCGCCAAAAGCCUUGUUAAACCUGGCCCUCUGUGUUUCCUACCAACAUUUAGGCCAUCAUGAAACACCAAAACUGCCCAAUUAAAACUCCAAAGAUGCUAAUAAUGGUGCACAUUGUGCAAAAAUAUGUAUGCAUAGAUGUGAGAAAGGGGAUUUCUAAGACGAGUUUGAUCAGUAUCAACCCAAAUACCAGUCGAACACCAGUCUUUUUAUGAUGCUGACUUCUGGCCAGUAUUUAUGCUAUACUCGUCAGUUCCUCUGACUUUAACGAGCCUCAGCCUCUCGAACAAAAAGCUACCAAAGGAGGUCAGGUAGGUCAACUUCCUGUUCCUUCAAAGUGUUUUUACACCUUCAACUCCUGAAUGGAAAAUUAUUUAUGGAAGAAUCAAAUUCUUUUACCCAGGUAAUGUCCAAGCCAAGCUUUAAAUAGUUACUAGGGAUGCACUGAUAUGGAUUUUUUACCAAUAUCUGAUUUGAUCUCAUCCGUAUUAGUUGAAUAUGUUCUUAUGGCUCGUAGUGAAAUCACAGACACAAAACUGGUUGAGCUUUAAUUUUAAAAAAAAGUACGUGGACACCUGAACAUUACACCCAUAAGUGAAAGUUGGACAUCUCAUUCCAAAACCAGUCCCCAGUCUUGGGGACGUGUCUGCAGGGAAUGGAUGCUUCCAUUCAUACAAGUGCAUUAGUGAGGUCCAACACUGAUGUUGGGCGAUCAGGUCUGGCUCGACCAAAUUCAUCCCAAAGGUGUUGGUUUCACCAAACUGGGAAAACAGUGGAACAAAAGGGCCCAAAUGAGGAAGCCUUAGACCAAACGUCCACAUACUUUUUGGCCACAUAUUCUAUUAAUGCAUCUCUAAUGGGUUAUUUUUGGUCACUGAGUUUGGUUAACGUCCAACACCAAAAGACACAUCCCAAAGGGGCAUUCGUUUGGUUUUCCCCAAACUGUUGACACAAAAUUUGAGGCCCACUGUUGUCUAAAUAGCGUUGUAUCCUCCCUUUAUUGGAAAGCACCGAACUGGUAUAAUAAUAGAAAAGAAAUAAGAUGUGUUCAUGUGAUGCCUCGGGGUUCGUAAGUAAGCAAACAGGAAAUGGAGAAUGUCCACAAAGAGAUUUCCUUUUUUUUGAGUUUGUGUUUUGUUUUUUUUCCUCAUUCCUGUUUUAAUUUUGAAGUACAAAGAAGUUUGACGUGCUAACUAACUAAACUGUGUUACAUUUACAGAUUUACACACACUCAGAGUACACUUCUCAGUAUUCUGCUAAAUCUCAGUGAAGGGACGAUGAUUCUUAACUUAUUUAUUGUUUCUUAACUAUUCCGUGGAGUUAACUCUACCAAUAACUGUGGAUUUUUAUGUGACGGGUGAAGUUGCCUUUGCUGCUGUUGAAGGAGCAAUAAUGAAGUGUGUAGUGGUGCGUUUCCAUCCACCUGUUUUGAUGCACAUUUUCAAUUUGCGCAUUAAAAAACCCUGAGUGGAAAUGCAAAGUUUUUACUGAGGCUGUCAAUCAAUUAAAAUAUUUAAUUGCACAUUAAUCACACAUUUGUAUCUGUUCAAAAUGUACCUUAAAGGGUAUGUAACAGUAUGGUGCUGUUGAUUGCUGCUAGACUGCCCCGUUGCCUCCCAGUGAAAAUGCUGUUUGAAAGGCUAAACGCCAACAAAUAUGGACUGAAGCAGAGCAGAGUGUUUCAUUGGAUGGAGUGUGAAUUUUGGAAAUGAUUACGUCGAUCUUUUUUCAAUAAAUGUUGACUUUUGAACUGAAGACUUGAGACAAUUACAGUCAGAGACGCUGAGCGCUGCGCCGCGCUGCUUACAAACGCUCCAAACUCACACUAGAUUUUGCCGAGAAAAAUAAU